AUGGCAAGAGGAGACGCCGAGCAGGACCAUAGGGACGGACAAAUCGGAGAAAUAACGGCACUGGCCUCCGUCACAUCCUCGUACCUCUUUGCAAAUAAUUCUUUCACCACCAUCACCACCUCCCUUGCCCAGUCCCCCAACUCUCCGACGCUCCAGACGUUCUUCCGCAAGGAAGCUGUGUUCCGGCUCAAGCUCCUCCACGCCGCCCUCGAGGCUGCUCUGGUGACGCGGGUAGUACCUCCAGCUAUCCCUCAGUCCAGCCAGCGCCUGGGCGAAAACCGCAGGCUGUGUCAAUCUGCCAGUAUGGCUUCCACUUCAGCGGCUGCCGUGCUCCUUGGUAGACAAUUAAAACAGAUGCAGUCGGACAAAGAUAUACCUGGGAUCAGCUGUGGUCUCGUGGACAACAACGUCUUUGAGUGGGAAGUUAUGCUCAUGAUCAACGACGACUGCAAAUACUACGGUGGAGGAUUCUUUCGUGCCCGCCUGUCCUUCCCUCCGGAAUACCCUCUGAUGCCUCCCAAAAUGAAGUUCGAAACCCCCAUUUUCCAUCCUAACGUCUACCCGACCGGGGAAGUCUGUAUCUCCAUCCUGCACCCUCCGGAGGAUGACCAAUACGGAUAUGAAUCUGCAGCGGAGCGAUGGAGUCCCGUACAAAGCCCCGAGACGAUCCUGAUAUCGGUCAUCAGUAUGUUGAGUUCCCCAAACGACGAGUCUCCAGCGAAUGUGGAUGCAGCCAAGAUGUGGAGGGAAGAUCCCAAAGGUUUCCGAAGAAAGUGUCAGCGGCUCGUCAGGGAAAGCUUAGGUGACGACUAA
Molecule: messenger RNA, 813 nt
Organism: Cladophialophora bantiana CBS 173.52
Lineage: Eukaryota; Fungi; Ascomycota; Eurotiomycetes; Chaetothyriales; Herpotrichiellaceae
Exons: 4
Coding region: 1-813 (270 amino acids)
Cellular component (GO): endoplasmic reticulum; cytosol
Source: RefSeq, a predicted model, not a curated record